AUGUCGUGGACAGACUCAAAUGAAAUACAUAAUCAGCAGUGGCCCGAGGAUCUGUCAAACGUACAUAUCCUCCGACAACCUGCUUCUCAGGCAACCACUAUUUUACAGCAGUUUCCAGCAGCAGUGUCCUCACCUUUUGCCCCGGUGCGUCCAGGACACAUCAGAGAGGUUCUGGUUGAACUGAUGAUGAUGCAGAAUGCACAGAUGCAUCAGGUUAUCAUGAAUAACAUGACCAUGUCUGUACUCAACACUUUUGACUACGCACAUACACCUGAGACAAGGAUCGAUAUGGAUUUAGAGGAGGAGCCUGAUGUUUACCACCAUUAUUACCCCCCUGUGCCCAGCCUCUUUUACCCAGGUUGGGUUCCUUUACCUCAGCCACUGAUUCAAGCACCAUCUCCUCUUCUCCAGAACGCCCAGGACCCAUCACAACCUGCACAGCCUGCUCGGACAGAAUACAGAGACAGGAAAGCUGUUCCACCCCCACCUCCACCCAGUGCUACACAGACUGUUGGUGCUGACAUCCCACCUGCACCAGAGUUUUAUGUUGCAGAGAGAGGGCAGUGAUAAACAGUUUUUCUUAUGGGAUAAACAGAACUCAUUCUGCCUUAAUUUUUACUAUGUAUUGUGCAGGCUUAUUUUAUUUAACUGUAUAUUAUGUACUACAUGCAUUUAUUUUAGUUUUUAACACCAUUUUAUGCACCCUGUUUAAUAUUUGGGUUUAUGAAAACAUACUUUUACUGAGCAUCCCAUUAUUUUCUAUUUCUGACAGUUGCUGAUGGUGUUAUUGUAUUAAUGGGCCCUCUUUCAAUUGUAGGAUCUCAGACAGUUGUUAUAAUUUUCUAUAGAUUUAGUAUAUUGCUUUUCAGUAGGUCACACAUGAUUCUUUAUGGAGAUUUUAUUAUAAGAUGACGAUCUGCUGGACAAAGGUGAAAAAUAAUGGGAGGUCCAUAAUAACCUUUUCUUAUUUGGUGUGGCAUUAAAACUUGAUUGUUGUCUUUUCCUGUAAAAGGCCAUGGCUCUGCAUUUUAUUUAAAGGUGGGUCCAUCUGCCUCAAGACAGCAACUUGGUACUGAAUUAAAUGAUGUUGUGUUUAUUGAAAAUCAUGUGUCUGAUAAUACAUUAUGGAUGGUUGUGACCUCAACCUGAAUUAAAAGUAAUUCUUAUCUCUUCCUAAGGAAGCUGUACAAAGACCAUGAAAUUAAUAAUAAUAAUUAAUAAUAAUUCCUUACUUCUAUAUAGUGCUUUUCUAGGCACUCAAUGUGCUAAAGGGGGAAUAUCCU
This is a messenger RNA of Myxocyprinus asiaticus (Chinese sucker), 1283 nucleotides long. Its product is annotated as proline-rich protein 29-like. Bases 1 to 567 code for a protein of 188 amino acids. The transcript has 6 exons. The record is from RefSeq and is a predicted model, not a curated record. Lineage: Eukaryota; Metazoa; Chordata; Actinopteri; Cypriniformes; Catostomidae.